UUCCUUAUUUCAUCAUGUCAAUGUCAUUCAUAGGCACUUGGUCAUGGAAGAUUGAUGGACCCUCCGGCUCGUAACAGCAUGUGGCGACUGGGAUUCAGAAACCCAGUGAAUUACAACGACAACGAGUUAUUUUGCGGAGGAUACAGCAAAUUUGUGGAAAGUGGGCAGAAAUGCGGGGUUUGCGGUGACCCUUAUGAUCCUAGUGGAACUGGUCCUCAUGAAGCUGGUGGUAUUUUUGCAAAUGAUAUUGCCACUAGAGUUUACGUCGCCGGACAGACCGUUGAAAUCGUGGCGGAGCUUACGGCGAAUCAUCAGGGGUAUUUUGAACUCAAAAUCUGUCCUGUGAAUGGCCCGAAAGAGCAGCUGACUCAGGAUUGUUUCGACGAAAACCCGUUACUGUUGGUGGGUUCCGGAGCACCCAGAUUCUACAUCCCGGAAGGAACCCCGAAGCAGGUCACAUUCAGGUACGAAGUCCAACUGCCGCCGGGAUUGACCUGCAGUCAGUGCGUGGUUCAAUGGCGAUACGCUGCGGGUAACACUUGGGGAAUGUGCGACGACGGCUCAGAGUCGGUGGGUUGCGGGGUUCAGGAGACGUUCAUCAAUUGCGCCGACGUCGUGGUGACGAGUAAUGCGCCUUUGUUGUUGCCCUUCAAGCCGUCGAUUGUGAAGGAAAUCGUGUCGCCGGAGAAAAAUAUCGCUGUGUUGACCAACAAUGUCAUCAGGAAAAAAUGCAAGGCAAUUGGCGACUUCUCUCGUCGAGCUGAAGCGGAUGUUUAUUGCAACCAGAACUGCUUGAGGUACCCGAAAACUUGCGAUUCGGAUGAUCCCUUGAUUCAUCGUGCGGAUAUUCGCGGAACUUGUGUUCCGGUAUCCCGACGAAGGCGUUUGCUGAAGACGUCGGGAUGUAUGACUGGUGUAGGAUCAAUUGUCUGCGGCAAGAGUCGAGGAUUUGUCCUCCACACAUGUGCUUUUGUCCGUGAGAAAAAAUGCAAGGCAAUCGGCGACUUCUCUCGUCGAGCUGAAGCGGAUGUUUAUUGCAACCAGAACUGCUUGAGGUACCCGAAAACUUGCGAUUCGGAUGAUCCCUUGAUUCAUCGUGCGGAUAUUCGCGGAACUUGUGUUCCGGAUUGCCCCACGGACAAAUGCGAUAAAACAAAUACUGAACUGGAAGUUACCGACUCAAUGAGUGCCUUGAGACGAAUGAACCUUCUCUGCAAGCAACAGCGUCUCCAUGCCUCGACAUACAGCAAAUUGGUGGCCAGCAUGAAGGACUUCCUCAGGCCAGGUGCACCAAAGCCGCCCUAUGAUCACGUCUGCGUCAUUGGAGACCCUGUUUUGCGACAUGAAACUCAGCCUGUGGACAUUGAGAAACCAGAGCAAGCGUUAGAGUUGAUUGAAAGUCUGCGGAAAGUUAUGAAGAAAAAUGGAGCCAUUGGUUUAGCUGCACCUCAGAUCGGCGUUCCGUUAGCUGCAUUUGUGAUGGAAUUGUCAUCAGAUGCACAAAAACGGGUUCCAAAAGAUGAGUGGAAGGUCAGGGAAAUGGCGACUAUUCCUUUCACUGCAGUGAUAAACCCUCAAAUUCGUGUGUUGGAUAACACUGUGAUCAAGUUUCCGGAAAGCUGUGAGUCCAUGAAAGGUUACUCAGCAGUUGUGCCGAGAUUUUACAAAAUCUUCUUGAAAGGUCUCAACCAAGAAUUCAAGCCCUUUGAGAUGGAAGCCUCUGGCUGGACAGCCAGAGUGAUUCAACACGAAAUGGACCAUCUCAGAGGCAUUCUGCUCACCGACAAAAUGGAUCCAGAUUCUCUACAAUACGUCAAGUGGCACAUCGUGAAUUGCCGCGGAGGCAAAUACAAGCAGCGAAUGUAUGGAAAAUAUUUGUGA
Messenger RNA from Notodromas monacha, 1881 nucleotides. The record is from the annotation of a GenBank genome assembly. NCBI's taxonomy places the organism in Eukaryota, Metazoa, Arthropoda, Ostracoda, Podocopida, Cyprididae.